Oryza brachyantha (malo sina) is the source of this 1369-nucleotide messenger RNA. RefSeq names its product cocosin 1-like. The transcript has a single exon. Gene Ontology annotation, molecular function: nutrient reservoir activity. NCBI's taxonomy places the organism in Eukaryota, Viridiplantae, Streptophyta, Magnoliopsida, Poales, Poaceae. The record is from RefSeq and is a predicted model, not a curated record. The coding region runs from base 74 to 1189 and encodes 371 amino acids.
CAGCAGGUGCAGGUCGAGUGGUACCCAGCUCUACUCUACUCAGGCAGCAACAAGAAGGGAAGGGAAGUAGAGAAUGGUGCAGCGCAGCGCUUCAUCCGCCGCGGAGGCCAUGAGCAUGGAUCUCAGCCCCAAGCGCCCCGCCAAGGCCUACUCCGCCGACGGCGGCGCCUACUACGACUGGUCCCCCUCCGACCUCCCCAUGCUCGCCGCCGCCUCCAUCGGCGCCGCCAAGCUCUCCCUCGCCGCCGGCGGCCUCGCCCUCCCCUCCUACUCCGACUCCGCCAAGGUCGCCUACGUCCUCCAGGGCAAGGGCACCUGCGGCCUCCUCCUCCCGGAGGCCACCGCCGAGAAGAUCAUCCCCGUCAAGGAGGGCGACGCGCUCGCGCUCCCCUUCGGCGUCGUCACCUGGUGGCACAACCUCCACGCCGCCGCCACCGACCUCCUCGUCCUCUUCCUCGGGGACACCGCCAAGGCCCACACCCCCGGCCGCUUCACCAACAUGCAGCUCACCGGCUCCAACGGCAUCUUCACCGGCUUCUCCACCGAGUUUGUCGCCCGCGCCUGGGACCUCCCGCAGGACGCCGCCGCCGCGCUGGUGUCCAGCCAGGCCGGGGCUGGCAUCGUCAAGGUCAAGGACGGGCAGAGGAUGCCCGAGGCGUCCGACAAGGAGCGGGAGGGCGUGGUGCUCAACUGCCUGGAGGCGCCGCUGGACGUGGACAUCAAGAACGGCGGGCGCGUGGUGGUGCUGAACACGCAGAACCUGCCGCUGGUGAAGGAGGUGGGGCUGGGCGCGGACCUGGUGAGGAUCGACGGGCACUCCAUGUGCUCGCCGGGGUUCUCGUGCGACUCGGCGUACCAGGUGACGUACAUCGUGCGCGGCGGCGGGCGCGUGCAGGUGGUGGGCAUCGACGGGACGCGCGUGCUGGAGACCCGCGCCGAGGCCGGCUGCCUGUUCAUCGUGCCCAGGUUCUUCGUGGUGUCGAAGAUCGCCGACGAGAGCGGCAUGUCCUGGUUCUCCAUCAUCACCACGCCCAACCCCAUCUUCUCCCACCUGGCCGGGAGGACCUCCGUCUGGAAGGCCAUUUCGCCCGCGGUGCUCGAGGCCUCCUUCAACGCCACCCCCGACAUGGAGAAGCUCUUCCGCUCCAAGAGGCUCGACUCCGAGAUCUUCUUCGCACCCACUCACUAGUUCCAACGCCAAGCUAGCCGCUGCUGCAUGCUGCUAAUAAUCCCCAUCCUAGUCUAGCUAGCUACCACCAUGCAUGCAUGUUUCUUUCUCUUCUUUAUUAGUAGUUCAUCAGUUACGCUGUUUCAUUUCUAUCAAUGGUAGCAAUUAAUAAUUAAUAAGCUCGAGAUGGAAUUAAUGGUA